UCCCAUUUUCUUGUUGAGCGAGCGGACAGUGAGGAGACACAUCUGCAUUACAUAGAAGAGAGGGAACGCGAAGGCUUGUGCUGGCACAGCUUCAUCAACGGAAGGCUUGUUUUUCGUAUAAUUCAGCAGUUAUUUACUCGCUGAAAGUGAAACUGGAUCUGUAGCACGGACGCUGCUACAAUCCGUCGCAGUAUUUUUGCAAAAGGACACUCAACGUCCGAACGAUCAAGAUGUGGCCCUUCAUUGUGGGAAUGUGCGCAUUCAUCAUCUGGAUUGCGGUCGACUACUGAACUGCCGGGUCGUCUUCGUGCUGUUUGGUGUCUGUUGGCGGCCCCUGCAAAAAGAGAAGAUCCUCACGUCGACAUUACGUCGACGUCCUCUCUUUACCGCGCUGCGGCCAAGUAAGUACCUCGUGACCGUGCCUAGUAGCGCGGUCCGGGGGAGAAGAUAGAAUCAUAGUCGUGGCGCAAACAUGGUGCUGUACUUCCUCCGCCCUUCACGCUCGGUUGAGGACGUGCGGUUUCCUAUUACAAUGAAAAAUGCCUCCUCCCCAUAUCAAAACGGAAAUCUGUGAUGCAGAUUUGUGGUCACAUAUCAGCUUUGUGAUGCUAGAAGGCAAAAGAUGCGGACUGUAGUGCUGUCUAGCGUGGGAAAGCCUUGCAGCUCCAGGAUGACAGGAGGCAACUGGAAGUGGGAAACAGCAUGACAGAUUACCUGCAAUUUAGGCCGCAGCUUCGUCUCCUGGCCUUCUAGCAAUACAAGUUGAUUUGUGUACUCAAAUACAGCAUAACAAAUUCGCGCAUCUUCCGUUUCCGAUACGGGGGUGUCCACUACAUGAUGAUGAUGACGGGGUGGGGGCUUUUUUCACUUUGAAAUUUCCUGGCUUCCUCCUGGGCGUCCACAACGUCUUCAAGUGCUUCCAGUACGGCCUUGCCGCCGGCUUCGUCGGCGGCGCGGUCUUGUGCUCACGAAAGGGCAACCUGAGUUGGGCGUUGCUCAGGCACGACUGCACGAUUGGCAUGCGAAAUAUGGCCUUGUUCACCACUCCGGUGCUGGCACCGGUACGUUGAAUUUAGUUGCUUGUUUGGCCGUUGAACGUCUUUGGCCCUAGUAUAAUUCAUCUGCAUGCUUCUAAAAAAGAAAGCGGGGCAGAACUACCAGCAGCACCGGGGUAAGCUCGACGCAGAAAAAGAAAGCAAUACUAUAGUAUACUUCAGUAUACUACGAUGUAUACAAACAUGGUACAAGAUGAAAAUGAAAAUUCUGAGGUAGUAACCGCUCGGCAGCUGUGGAAUUGCGAAAGUCUAGAGGAUCUGGAUUGCAAAAAUGUCUGGGUCUGGAAGAAUGCAGGAAUUUGUCAUGCAGGUUUUGCAUGACCGAUGAGGUCUGUGAUGCAUGCCCUAGCAUCAGAGAUUUUGCGAGGGCUCUCUGAUGCUCAUACCGCAUGAGAAAUGCCCUCUCCGCGUAGCACAAAUUACACCUCUUUUGCUGUUCAUGCAAUACAGAUUUUAGGUAGAUUCCAAAAGUAGCAUCACAAGUUGCAUUCUUCCAGACCCAGACACUUUUGCAUUUGAUAGAGGAAAAGAAGGAGCUUGCGUACAACGUUCAACACGAUAAAGCUGUGAACCGCUUGCACCUCCUAACCCUCUACGGCAUCGCAGCCGGGUAUGGAAACGUCAGGUUUGAAAUCCUCAAAGUUGAAAUAAUUUGUAAUGCAUAAAAUGCAUGACCCGAGGCACGUGCGUUGCAGAGCAGGCAAGUGAGGCCGAUUGUAAGCCUGUUUGGGGUUACAGCUCGAGCUGCUAGAGUAGCAUGAGAAAAUCACUCUUCUUUGCCUAAACAGCAUGACAAACUGGACUUAGGGACCAUCAAAAUUUGUCAUGCGCCACUUGGAAACUGGGUUCCAACUGGCAUCCAUUUUAUGCAUGACAAAUUAUUUCAACUUUGUCGAUUUCAACUCUGACACAUCCAUACCGGGGUUCUGUGCUCCAGACGCCUGCAGGGACUGGAUUUGACACAUCCGAAGGGCAUGCUCAGCACUGAGGUUGGUGAAGCUGUUACUUAGUUUUUUUUGUGCAUCUUCGCUUACACUUGUUCGUUUAUAGAAGAACAUCGCGACCGGUUCGUGGUUCGUUCGGUCUUACAGUGAUUAAUCGUACAAAAUGCAAAAUUCCAAAUCCAUAUCCAUCGGAAACAGGUUUUCGGAGUCCGGGGCGGCGGAGUCGCGUUAGGGGGUUUUGGCGGCUACUGCAGCGAUUUCCCCGUUUCCGUCUUCGUCCCCAUCUACGUUUCCCACGUGGACGAUAUACCGGUCUUCUGGCCAUGGCUUGCGGGGUUGGACGAUGACGACUGAGGCGCGGCUGAAGAUGAGGAAUCCCUUAUUUAGCCCUGCUGUGGCUGUGGGAGGCAGAGGGUCCUCGUCCUUGGAGGCUUCGCCUUUGCCGCAACCAGGCCAACCUUCGUGGCAGACCUGGUCGUACUAGCAGACGAGCGACUAGAGCUAUUGAGUACAACAGGUUCAAAAAUGAAGACAUGGAUAUCUACUUAUUAUGUGUACCUCUGUCCAGAGUUCUUUGUACAUGUGAAGAUCACGACGUCGAAAGAUAUUCAUAGAACGCGUUCAUUCUCUGCGGAGGUGGAACUACUGCUUUGUGACCGCGUCCGCGCAACGGCGAAGCACAUAUGCACGACCGAGCACGUCGAAGAGUACUAUGCUGAUUUCUUUGCCGCCUUAUCACGAGCACGACAACGACGAAAAGAGAGCAGAAAAUCAUCAUGAAAAU
Molecule: messenger RNA, 2783 nt
Organism: Amoebophrya sp. A120
Lineage: Eukaryota; Dinophyceae; Syndiniales; Amoebophryaceae
Source: the annotation of a GenBank genome assembly